AUGACACCACCUCCACUUCCACAUCCAACUCCACCACUUGCACCAACACAUUCACUAUCUCCACAACCACUACCACCGCCACCACCACCACCACCACAUCCUCCUCCUCCUCAUCCUCCACCAACACCACCACAACCACCACCUCCACCGCCACCUUCUCCACCUCCACCCCCACCACCACCACCACCACCACCACCACCACGACGCUGCACUGCCAUCACCACCUCUUCCACAACCGCCAUCCCCACCACUACCAUUACCACAACCACCAGCACCACCUCCACUCCAUCACCACCACUACCACCACAUGAUUAG
Molecule: messenger RNA, 315 nt
Organism: Prunus armeniaca (apricot)
Lineage: Eukaryota; Viridiplantae; Streptophyta; Magnoliopsida; Rosales; Rosaceae
Source: the annotation of a GenBank genome assembly